GGCGGCGGCAGCGGCGCGGCGGCAGCAGCGGCAGCAGCAGCGGCGGCGGCUCGGACCCCCUCCCCCGGCGCCCCCAUCAGUGCAGCUCUCCGGGCGAUGCCAGAAUAGAUGCCGGGGCAAUGUCCCGCCGCAAACAGGGCAACCCGCAGCACUUGUCCCAGAGGGAGCUCAUCACCCCAGAACCUGACCAUGUGGAGGCCGCCAUCCUCGAAGAAGACGAGGGUCUGGAGAUAGAAGAGCCCAGCGGCCUGGGGCUGAUGGUGGCAGGCCCCGACCCUGACCUGCUCACCUGUGGACAGUGUCAGAUGAACUUCCCCCUGGGGGACAUCCUGGUUUUUAUAGAGCACAAGAAGAAGCAGUGUGGCGGCAGCCUGGGUGCCUGCUACGACAAAGGCCUGGACAAGGGCAGUCCGCCGCCCUCCUCACGCUCCGAGCUCAGGAAGGUGUCCGAGCCGGUGGAGAUCGGCAUCCAGGUCACCCCCGACGAAGAUGACCACCUGCUCUCGCCCACAAAAGGCAUCUGCCCCAAGCAGGAGAACAUGGCAGGGCCGUGCAGGCCUGCCCAGCCGCCAGCGAUGGCCCCCAUAGCUGCCUCCUCCUCCCACCCUCACACAUCCGUGAUCACUUCACCUCUGCGCGCCCUGGGCGCUCUGCCGUGCUGCAGCGCGCGCCCUGUCUCGGGUGACGGGACUCAGGGUGAGGGUCAGACGGAGGCUCCCUUUGGAUGCCAGUGUCAGUUGUCAGGUAAAGAUGAGCCUUCCAGCUACAUUUGCACAACAUGCAAGCAGCCCUUCAACAGCGCGUGGUUCUUGCUGCAGCACGCGCAGAACACGCACGGCUUCCGCAUCUACCUGGAGCCCGGGCCGGCCAGCAGCUCGCUCACGCCGCGGCUCACCAUCCCGCCGCCGCUGGGGCCCGAGGCCGUGGCCCAGUCCCCGCUCAUGAAUUUCCUGGGCGACAGCAACCCCUUCAACCUGCUGCGCAUGACGGGCCCCAUCCUGCGGGACCACCCGGGCUUCGGCGAGGGCCGCCUGCCCGGCACGCCGCCGCUCUUCAGCCCGCCGCCGCGCCACCACCUGGACCCGCACCGCCUCAGUGCCGAGGAGAUGGGACUCGUCGCCCAGCACCCCAGUGCCUUCGACCGAGUCAUGCGCCUGAACCCCAUGGCCAUCGACUCGCCCGCCAUGGACUUCUCGCGGCGGCUCCGCGAGCUGGCGGGCAACAGCUCCACGCCGCCGCCUGUGUCGCCGGGCCGCGGCAACCCUAUGCACCGGCUCCUGAACCCCUUCCAGCCCAGCCCCAAGUCCCCGUUCCUGAGCACGCCGCCGCUGCCGCCCAUGCCCCCCGGCGGCACGCCGCCCCCGCAGCCGCCCGCCAAGAGCAAGUCGUGCGAGUUCUGCGGCAAGACCUUCAAGUUCCAGAGCAAUCUCAUCGUGCACCGGCGCAGCCACACGGGCGAGAAGCCCUACAAGUGCCAGCUGUGCGACCACGCGUGCUCGCAGGCGAGCAAGCUCAAGCGCCACAUGAAGACGCACAUGCACAAGGCCGGCUCGCUGGCCGGCCGCUCCGACGACGGGCUCUCGGCCGCCAGCUCCCCGGAGCCCGGCACCAGCGAGCUGGCCGGCGAGGGCCUCAAGGCGGCCGACGGCGACUUCCGCCACCACGAGAGUGACCCGUCGCUGGGCCACGAGCCCGAGGAGGAGGAUGAAGAGGAGGAGGAGGAAGAGGAGGAGCUGCUGCUGGAGAACGAGAGCCGGCCCGAGUCGAGCUUCAGCAUGGACUCGGAGCUGAGCCGCAACCGUGAGAACGGGGGCGGCGGCGGCGGCGUGGCCGGCGUGCCGGGCGCGGGCGGCGCGGCCAAGGCGCUGGCCGACGAGAAGGCGCUGGUGCUGGGCAAGGUCAUGGAGAACGUGGGCCUGGGCGCGCUGCCGCAGUACGGCGAGCUGCUGGCCGACAAGCAGAAGCGCGGCGCCUUCCUGAAGCGCGCGGCGGGCGGCGACCCGGGCGACGACGACGACGCGGGCGGCUGCGGGGACGCGGGCCCGGGCGGCGCGGUCAACGGGCGCGGCGGCGGCUUCGCGCCGGGCGCCGAGCCCUUCCCGGGCCUCUUCCCGCGCAAGCCGGCGCCGCUGCCCAGCCCCGGGCUCAACAGCGCGGCCAAGCGCAUCAAGGUGGAGAAGGACCUGGAGCUGCCGCCCGCCGCGCUCAUCCCGUCCGAGAACGUGUACUCGCAGUGGCUCGUGGGCUACGCGGCGUCCCGGCACUUCAUGAAGGACCCCUUCCUGGGCUUCACGGACGCGCGCCAGUCGCCCUUCGCCACGUCGUCCGAGCACUCGUCCGAGAACGGCAGCCUGCGCUUCUCCACGCCGCCCGGGGACCUGCUGGACGGCGGCCUGUCGGGCCGCAGCGGCACGGCCAGCGGGGGCAGCACGCCGCACCUGGGUGGCCCGGGGCCCGGGCGGCCGAGCUCCAAGGAGGGCCGGCGCAGCGACACGUGCGAGUACUGCGGCAAGGUGUUCAAGAACUGCAGCAACCUGACGGUGCACCGGCGGAGCCACACCGGCGAGCGGCCUUACAAGUGCGAGCUGUGCAACUACGCGUGCGCGCAGAGCAGCAAGCUCACGCGCCACAUGAAGACGCACGGGCAGAUCGGCAAGGAGGUGUACCGCUGCGACAUCUGCCAGAUGCCCUUCAGCGUCUACAGCACCCUGGAGAAACACAUGAAAAAGUGGCACGGCGAGCACUUGCUGACUAACGACGUCAAAAUCGAGCAGGCCGAGAGGAGCUAAGCGCGCGCGGCCCCGGGCCCCCGCGCACCUGUACAGUGGCCCCGUUGCCAAGCGAGAGAAUGCUGACUUGCCGCCGCGUCGUUGUCGUCGUCGUCGUCGUCACCGCCACUCGGCAGCCCGGGGGAGGCGGCCCCUCCAACCUAACCUGUGUCUGCGAAGUCCUAUGGAAACCCGAGGGUUGAUUAAGGCAGUAAAAAUUGUGGAGCCUUUUAACUGUGCAAUAAUUUCUGUAUUUAUUGGGUUUUGUAAUUUUUUUGGCAUGUGCAGGUACUUUUUAUUAUUAUUCUUUCUGUUGAAAUUCCUUUAAGAGAUUUUGUUGGGUAGCCGUCCCUUCUUCAGUUUCUUCCUUUUUUUUUUUUUUUUUUUUAAACCCGGUAGUAGCCUGAGCAAUGACUCCCAAGCUAUCUAGAGGGGAAACAUUUUUUAAAUUAUAAUUUUGGGGGGGAGGGCGCUGCUUUUUUGAAAUCUAAGCUAAGCAUGUGUAAUUUCUUGUGAAGAAGCCAACACUUAAAUGACUUUGAAAGUUGUUUACUUUUUUAGUCCUCCUUUUUUCAGUCCUGAAAUAAAAAGUGGCAUGCUUUUUUUUUUUUUUUAAAGAGGGGGGGGUGCAGAUGUACAGCGAUAACAAUCUUUAAAGUUGUAGCACUUUGUUUCAGAUUUGGAAUAUGGGGAAGCAGCACUGAUGUUGUCCCAAGUAACAGAGGCCUUUUCUGUGUUGAUUUCAACCCUACCGUACAUGAGGAAACCUUUGCGCGGUGGUGGCCGUGGGGGGAGAGGCCCCCCUACCCACCAAAAAACCUCAGCACUGCCAGAGACGCAGGGGUUUUUGAGGGAGAUGGCCCAAGAGCGUUCUAAAACUGUGCAUUUCUGGCCGAUCUUCUCCAUUUCUUGGAAUGUCGAUGUGCCCUGAGAUGCCCCCUUCGCUAUUUGCGGUAGAUUAGACUGUCUACCAUGGGCUGGGGAUACUUUUGGGGGGUGGAUGGUGGUGGCCCGCAGGGACUCCAAACACAAGAAACCAGCGGUGUCCUUUCAGGUGUCUCCUGGCUUGACUGCUUCUCUCUAGCUUUUUUAUCACCCCCACCACAGAAAUCCUAAGUCACACGUUGCUACAGGGGACAACCGAUCGUUUCUCAAGCAGACAAGUGUCCUGAUGGCAAAAUGAGGGAAGUUCGCAUUCUCUCUUGUCAUGCAUCCUGAUGCCAUGGUGCAGACAGGCAGGGGGAAAUCUCGUGAAUUUCAGUUCCCUUUUUACCGGAAAUCGGGAAGAGUUCCACCCGGAGGUACCCAGCGCUACUUCCCAGGUUUUUUUUGGUGUGUGUGUUUUUUGUUUGUUUGUUUGUUUGUUUUUCUGUCCCAUUAGGUUGGAAAGUACUAAACAUUGGAGUGUUGAGAUUAGACAUUUGGAUUCUGUUGACCCGCACUUUAAAGCUUUUGUUUGCAUUUAAAUUAAAUGGCUUCUAAACAAGAAAUUGCAGCAUCUUCUUCAUUUUGGCCCAGAGGUGGGUUAAACUGCAAGGGACCGCUGAGAUUGAGUGUCAGUAUUGCUAAGCGUGGCAUUCACAAUACUGGCACUAUAAAGAACAAAAUAAAAUAAUAAUUUAUUGGACAGUUUUUCUACUGCCAUUCAAUUUGAUGUGAGUGCCUUGAAAACUGAUCUUCCUAUUUGAGUCUCUUGAGACAAAUGCAAAACCUUUUUUUUUUUUUUUUGAAAUGAAAAGACUUUUUAAAAAAGUAAAACGAGAAAAGUACAUUUCUUUAGAAACAAACAAAGCCACAUUUCCUUUAAAUAAAUUUUUAAAAAUCCUGGUUGAAGACAUGACAAUGCCAUAAGACCCAAUCAAAUGAAGAAAUAAACCCAGCACAACCUUGGACAUCAUUAGCUGAAUUAUCCUCAGCCCCUUUUGUCUGUGGGACAACGCUGCUUACAUGUGGAGUGGAGGUGAUUUACUGCUGAAUUAAAACUCAAGUGACACAAGUUACAAGUUGCUAUCGUUGAAUGAAAAAACAAAAACAAUUCAGGAACAACGGCUAAUUUUUUUCUAAAGUUAAAUUUAGUGCACUCUGUCUUAAAAAUACGUUUACAGUAUUGGAUACAUACAAGGGUAAAAAAAAAUUGUGUGUAUGUGUGUUGGAGCGAUCAUUUUUUUUUUCAAAGUUUGCUUAAUAGGUUACAAAAAAAAAAUGCCACAACGGCUGCGUGUAUAUUGUUUUCUUUUGGUGACGGGGUUUUAGUAUAUAUUAUAUAUAUUAAAAUUUCUUGAUUACUGUAAAAGUGGACCAGUAUUUGUAAUAAUCGAGAAUGCCUGGGCAUUUGACAAAACAAGAAAAAAAAAAACCCUUUUCUUUUCCUUGAAAAUGUUGCAGUAAAAUUUAAAUGGUGGGUCUCUAAUAAUUUGUUCUUGUCACAGUAACUGUAAAGUCGGAGUUUUAGUAAAUUUUUUUCUGCCUUGGGUGUUGAAUUUUUAUUUCAAAAAAAAAUGUAUAGAAACUUGUAUUGGGGGAUUAAAAGGGGAUUGCUACACCAUGUAGAAAAAGUAUGUAGAAAAAAAAGUGCUUAAUAUUGUUAUUGCUUUGCAGAGAAAAAAAAAAAGUCCACAUUUCUGAUCUGUACUUAUUUUUCUCCUCCCACCUCCCUCUGGAAUGGAUAUAUUGGUUGGUUCAUAUAAUGUAGGCACUUGCUGUAUUUUUACUGGAGCUUGUAAUUUUUUAACUGUAAGCUUGUCCUUUUAAAGGGAUUUAAUGUACCUUUUUGUUAGUGAAUUUGGAAAUAAAAAGAAAAAAAAAACAAAAACAAGCAGGCUGCCAUAAUAUAUUUUUUUAAUUUGGCAGGAUAAAAUAUUGCAAAAAAAAAAAUUUGUAUGUUAAGUCCUAUUGUACAGGAGAAAAAAAAAAAAAAGGUUGUUUGACAACCUCUGAGGAAAAGAAACAAAAGGAAGUAGGUAAAUGCUUUGGUUCACAAAUCAUUUUAGUUGUAUAUAUUUUUGUCAGAAUUGGCCUCGACAAAGGACUGUUGGAAUAGUUAGGGCUUCACUCUGAACGCCCCCAACCUUGCAUCAAGGCUCCCUGGUGUGGCCACAGCAGACCAGACGGGAAAUUCUGCACUCGUGUUGAGUGGAAAAAUCAGUUUCUGUAAAGACGUCGGUAACAUUUCACAGUCCUCCUUUCUCUCCGAGGCCAUCGUAAGGGUGGCAGCUGUGGAGGAAAAGAGGCCAAAAGCAUCUUCCUCCUCUGCUGUCACCACCGUGGCGUUGCCACCGCCACAUCUCCCGCCCUUCAGAGCAGAAAGAAGUGCACACCGAGCUUCCUUUAGUCCUUGAGAAAACAUUAAACAGAAAAAUGUAAUAAAGGGAGCUGGCGUAUCAGGCGCAGGUGACGUAUUCUGUGGCUGGGACCAGCGCAAAUCAAAUCGGAUUUCAGGAAGGCGUCCCUGUCACAACCAGGACCUUAUAUUCCAUGGAGAGGGUUGGCCUGUUGUCUUUCUUACCUGCUUUGCUGCUUUUCUCUCCGAAACCUACAUUCCGUCAGUUUCCGAAUGCCUAGGGCCUGGGCUGAAUUCGGUGCCUUUCCAUAGCUCUUUCUCUUUGCUUCUUCUGCAUUUCCUCUCCAUCCUCCAGCCUCUGUCGGUCUUUGAUUUGUCCUUUCCAUUUUUAUUUGAUUUAUUUCUCCCUUUCUGUCCCCCCCCCCCUUUUUUUUUGUAAAGCCAGGUAGCUUUAAGAUAAUAAACUGGUGGUUUUUUGGAUGAGGGAAUAAUACAUUUUUUAAAAAAACCUAUAUCAGGAAGUCUUUUUUUUUUUUUUUUUUAAUUUCAGGAACUCUAAGAAACCAUUAUUUCAGGUUAUGAAAGUAUAACCAAGCAUCCUUUUGGGCAGUUCUUUACCAAAUGCAGAAAUCUUUCCUCUGGGCGCUCUUCUGUUCCACACGCCCUUUCCUUCUUGCCACUUACCUUUGCAAAGUGCAAAGAAAAGGGGAGGAAGUACGAGAUAAAGCUGAGAUGUCCCUGUCCUGCCUGCUUGUCCCCAAGACCCGGGGGCUGCCCUGGAUGCCCCGGGAAGGUCCCCGAGAGCCUCGGUCUUGAUCCUCCCGUAGUUACCAAUGCUAGCCAGCGCGCGCCAGCCCGUGCAAAGUCACCCCAAUGCCAGGACUAAGCCAUCCUAAAGCACAAAGAUUGUGUCUCUGUCGAUGACGAAGGCAGAGAAAAGAGUACGUGGCUUCUCUUUCAUGUUUAAAAAGCCAACGCUGAAGCAGACGACUCCGUGUGAGAGAGGCCUGAGCCCCGGGGAGGGGUGGGGACCCAGCCGACCUCAGGCUGGUUUCCAUGCUGCCACCACUUGGUGCAAAGCUGCCCCAAAUUGGAACCUGCCACUUGCCAUUGGAGGGUCUUUCAUGGGGAGAGGAGGAGGCUGAAUUCCUCUAGGCAAAAUGUGAAAAGUAGGGAAAUGGGCCUUUUUGUCCCGGUCCUGAGUGACAGUCAAAGGCUUUUUUGGAACACAGACAAACCCAUGACUUUGGUGCUCUUUGUAUCAGCCUUGUGAAGCAAAGUUACAUUGAGUUAAGUAUUUGCAUUUGUACUGGCAAGGCGAAAUAUUUUUACUACCUUUUCUAUUAUUGUAUGAGCUUUUGUUGUUUACCUGGAGGUUCUGUCUUUUACUACAAGUUUGGAACUAUUUAUUAUUGCUUGGUAUUUGUGCUCUGUUUAAGAAACAGGCACUUUUUUUUUUAUUAUUAUGGAUAAAAUGUUGAGAUGACAGGAGGUCAUUUCAAUAUGGCUUAGUAAAAUAUUUAUUGUUUCUUUUAUUCUCUGUACAAGAUUUGGGGCCUCUUCUUUUUCCCCUUAAUGUCACAAUGUUGAGUUCAGCAUGUCUGCCAUUUCAUUUGUACGCUUGUUCAAAACCAAGUUUGUUCUGGUUUCAAGUUAUAAAAAUAAAUUGGACAUUUAACUUGA
Molecule: messenger RNA, 7731 nt
Organism: Phacochoerus africanus (Common warthog)
Lineage: Eukaryota; Metazoa; Chordata; Mammalia; Artiodactyla; Suidae
Gene: BCL11B
Product: BCL11 transcription factor B
Exons: 4
Coding region: 120-2789 (889 amino acids)
Biological process (GO): positive regulation of transcription by RNA polymerase II
Cellular component (GO): nucleus
Molecular function (GO): RNA polymerase II cis-regulatory region sequence-specific DNA binding; DNA-binding transcription factor activity
Source: RefSeq, a predicted model, not a curated record